Messenger RNA from Lagopus muta (rock ptarmigan), 844 nucleotides. RefSeq names its product chymotrypsin like (gene CTRL). Gene Ontology annotation, biological process: proteolysis. The record is from RefSeq and is a predicted model, not a curated record. The coding region runs from base 1 to 795 and encodes 264 amino acids. The transcript has 7 exons. Gene Ontology annotation, molecular function: serine-type endopeptidase activity. NCBI's taxonomy places the organism in Eukaryota, Metazoa, Chordata, Aves, Galliformes, Phasianidae.
AUGGCGUUCCUGUGGGCAGUCAUCUGCCUGGCCCUGGCCAGCACUGUUUCAGGCUGUGGGGAGCCCCAGAUCAGCCCCUCGGUGCGGUACAGCGAGAGGAUCAUCAAUGGGCAGAACGCGGUGUCCGGCUCCUGGCCCUGGCAGGUGUCCCUGCAGACCCGCUCAGGAUCCCACUUCUGCGGCGGUUCUCUGAUCAACGAGAACUGGGUGGUCACAGCUGCCCACUGCGAGUUCAACCCAUCUUCCCACGUCGUCGUCCUUGGGGAAUACAACCUCAACUCCCAGUCUGAGUCUGUCCAGGUGAAGACCGUGUCGAAGGCCGUCACGCACCCCAACUGGAACGCCUACACCCUCAACAACGACAUCACGCUGCUGAAGCUCUCCUCGGCCGCCCAGCUGGGCUCCCGUGUGUCCUCUGUCUGCCUGGCUGCUGCCAACCUGGCUCUGUCUGACACCCAGCAGUGCGUCACCACCGGCUGGGGACGCACCAGCACCACCUCCAACACUCUGGCGUCACGCCUGCAGCAGGUCUCUCUGCCCCUGGUCUCGCAGAGUCAGUGCCGGCAGUACUGGGGCAGCAGCAUCACCAGCGCCAUGCUGUGCGCCGGGGGGGCCGGAGCCUCUUCCUGCCAGGGCGACUCCGGGGGUCCCCUCGUGUACCAGAGUGGGAACGUCUGGACUCUGAUUGGCAUCGUCUCCUGGGGAAACAGCAACUGCAACGUCCGCACGCCUGCUGUCUACACCCGCGUCAGCUACUUCCGAAACUGGAUCGACCAAAUUGUGGCCCAGGGGUAGAGCUGUGGGGAUCGCUUCGCUCCAGCAGUGCCAGCACAGGGCUGAGCAC